Molecule: messenger RNA, 2228 nt
Organism: Colletotrichum phormii
Lineage: Eukaryota; Fungi; Ascomycota; Sordariomycetes; Glomerellales; Glomerellaceae
Exons: 2
Coding region: 238-2076 (612 amino acids)
Cellular component (GO): endoplasmic reticulum
Molecular function (GO): protein-folding chaperone binding; misfolded protein binding
Source: RefSeq, a predicted model, not a curated record
UCUGCUGCAAUUGCAAUAGGCAAUCCAUACAGCCCCGAGUGCCUAGUCAUCACCGCCUCAAUGCAACAAUAGCCUCGUCGUCCGCCCAGAGACCGACACGAACCGGAUCGCAAGCAACGCCUUGCAGUCUUUCCAUCCUCACCACAGCUUUCGUUUGAUCAGUCGCUCUCUGACCGCCGUCGAACUGGAUUCACGAGCCCCCAAACCAACAUCACAACGCCACCAGACAUAUCCAUCAUGUCCGCUUUACCACCCGACCCGUACAAGAUUUUAGGCGUUUCCAAAGAUGCACAACUCGCAGAAAUUCGAAGUGCUCACCGAAAGCUCGUCCUUAAAUGCCAUCCCGACAAGGUCCAGGACCCAACGCUCAAGGCCCAAAAGCAAGAUGAGUUCCAAAAGGUCCAACAGGCCUACGAGAUUUUGAGCGACGAAAACGAGCGAGGAAAGUACGAUGACAACGUCAAACUGGCCGAACUCCGCAAGGAGAUGGCCAAGGGCAUGUCCGCCAACACCUCGGCUCCCAGAGCGCCUGCAGCCAGAUCUUACGAAGUCCGCACCGCCGAGCCCCGACCGGAUACCUACAAGACGACGUACCGUGCCUCGCCCGGCGGCAAACCCAUGUACUCUACCGGGUACAAUUCUCGAUCUUGGGACGAAGAAAUUCACAGCAGAUCAAACUCCAUCUUCGAGGAGCCUCGGGCUCGUCGGGCCGCAAGUUACGAGAAACCGUCCCGCCAAGAUGACGAAAGAGAUCGUGAGCGGGAACGCAGACGUAGGGAAGAUAGGGACAGAGAACGCGAGGAGCUUGCACGUGCCGCAGACCGCAAAGACAGGGAGCGCGAGAGGGAACGCGCAGAAAGGAAGGCCUAUGACAAGGCCGCCAAGAGGGCCGUUGAGAAGGCUGCGGCCGAGAAGGAAGAGCGACGUCAAGAACGCAAACGCCAAGAGAAGGCCGAAAAGGACCGCAAACGCGAGGCUGAGGAGAAAUCGCGGAGACACAAGCCUGUCUACGUCGAAGACGACGAGUCCGGCUAUUUCGCCAAAUCCGACAAGAAGAAAUCAAGUAGCACCAAGGAGAAGGAGAAGGACAAGCGGUCCCGCUCGAUCCCGCGUGACGGCGCUCCUCUCCGGGAAGAGCCUCCUGUGCCGCCUUUGCCUCCUGUCCCGGCUGACGCCAAAGGUUCCAAAUACAACGAUGCCGUACUGUUCGCAGCGUCCUACAUGGAACAAUCACGCAAGGCUCACCCGGGUCUGAGCCGUGCCCAGACCUCUUAUGAGCCUCGACAUGCGCCUCCUGUCGCGGUUCCGACACCCCCGGCUGCGAUGCCUUUCCCUCCCCCUCCCCCUCCGCCCAUGCCUACUGUUGAGGAGGAUACCAGUCGCAGAUCAAAGUCGAGGCGCUCCUCUGAGACCAAGGCUCGGGACAAGUCGAGCCACAAGAAGUCGUCUCCUACAAAGGAGGCGCCAGUUCCGCCAUCGCCUAAUGUCGUCGAUGCCUCUCCUAGCACUCGCCACGUGGCUCAGUUCGCCUCCGCAACGUCCUCGCCUGCGUCCACUUCGCCGCCUAAGCACCUGGGCAGAUCGGCCACCUUCAACGAUGGGUACAACCGCCCUCCUCCUGGUCCUGUUAGAGCUCAAACCUUUUCUCAUGUGCCUGCCGAGUCUGCCGACACUCGGGGCCGUGGCCGUUCAAGGCUGCAGCCGCAGGUGAGCGAGGACUCUGAAUCGGAAGAAGAACGCCAUUAUCAGCAAAGGAGCCAUCGACACAGAACUCACUCUCCCGAGGCAAUGUCGUAUGAGACUGGCCAUCGAACUCGAUAUACCGUCAACGCUGGUAGAACAGUCCCAGUCGCUGCUGAGGCCGCUUACGCAUCUGCGUACCGCGACGACUCUCCUCCGAGGAAGCCCAGCAAGCACACCGACUACUACAAUGUUCGCCCUCCCAUGCCGUCUCGGGAGGCGAGCUACUCGGGUUCGAGCGCGUAUUUCGGCAAGGUGAAGACGGCGAGAUCGCCUACUAGUACGCUUAGCGGCGAAAGCUUGGCGCAGCUCAACCACGUCUCGAUCUCACGAUGAUCAUGCCGCCGUCUUCGCGAUGAGAGAUAGGUCGCUCUGCUGGAACGCGUCGAUGUCCAUUCUCCUUGCGACCUGAUUUGCGCGGCUGAUUUUCAUUUUCUAUUUCUUGUUAGCUUCCAUGUUUCCAUUGCUAGGUUCUUUUUCUUUGGUUC